CGACUGUUGCGUUCUCAAUUGAUCCAGAAGAAAAAGAGAUCUCUUUGGAAAAGAAAAGAAAGAAUGGGAGAAGAAAGAGACGACCCGCAGGAACUGAAGAGAAUAGCGGCGGCGGCCUACGAUUACGAAAACGAUCCAAGAUGGGCAGAUUAUUGGUCCAAUAUCUUGAUUCCUCCUCACUUGUCUUCUCGCUCUGAUGUUGUUGAUCACUUCAAGCGCAAGUUCUACCAGCGCUAUAUCGAUCCUGAUCUUGUGGUAGAGGCGAUGCCAUCAAGCAAACCAUCGCAAUCUGCAAAACCUUCUGCUUCAUCCUCUACUUCAUCAUCGGCAGCAGAUGAUGGAGUUCGACCUCGCAAUGCAGGCUCAACCACCCGAAGUUCAGGGGCAUCAGCAGCUGGAGGUUCAAAUACAAGUUCUGUGCGUUGGGAUCGACAAACACUACAAUUUUCUGUCAAUGCUUGGGUUUUCAUCGUUGCCGUGCUAGCCAUCUUCCCACUUGUUCCUAGAAGUCUUUCCUACAGGGCUUAUCGGCUAUCAUUUGUGGGCACUGCUUGUUCCUCUCUGUACUCUUUGUAUGCACUAUAUGGGAAACCUAGGGCAUGGAAUUUGCAGGCAGUUCAAGUGUAUUUUCAGUCAAUAAUUGCAACUAAAGAUUUUAUAUACUUAAUCUACUGCCUUACAUUUGUUACUUCACAUCUUUUCCUUAACUUUGCUUUGAUUCCCAUUUUCUGCCGAACACUUGAACAAAUCGCGAAGUUCUUAAGGCGUAAUUUCAAUCGUUCCACCAUGUAUAGGAAGUAUUUGGAAGAUCCUUGUGUGUGGGUAGAGUCAAACACGACGACCUUGAACAUACUUUCUUCACAUGCUGAGAUUGGAGUUGGUUUCCUUCUAAUUGUUUCCUUACUCUCGUGGCAACGUAAUAUCAUACAAACUUUCAUGUACUGGCAGCUUUUGAAGCUUAUGUACCAUGCUCCGGUUAGUGCCGGGUACCACCAAAGUGUUUGGGCAAAGAUUGGGAGGACGCUUAUUCCUCUUGUCCAGCGUUAUGUACCAUUUUUGAACGCUCCAGUUUCCGCAAUUCUGCGAUGGUGGUUCAGGUAAUGGCCGAAAAUAGAUGAUAGAUAGAUCAACAUGAACCAUUGUUUCAGAUAACAGUUGAAAAACAUUGAUAAACAUGAACCCUAUAUGCGCUUUUGUUAGCAUAAUACUGAUUUGGGAUAAAUGGAGUCGCUCCAUCUCGAGUAUAGAUGGGGAUACAUUGAUUCAGC
Messenger RNA from Hibiscus syriacus, 1268 nucleotides. RefSeq names its product transmembrane protein 33 homolog. Lineage: Eukaryota; Viridiplantae; Streptophyta; Magnoliopsida; Malvales; Malvaceae. Bases 64 to 1101 code for a protein of 345 amino acids. The transcript has 9 exons. Gene Ontology annotation, biological process: endoplasmic reticulum tubular network organization; membrane organization. Gene Ontology annotation, cellular component: membrane; endoplasmic reticulum. The record is from RefSeq and is a predicted model, not a curated record.